AUGGAUCUAUGGGUUGCCAUUUUGUUGGCCGAGGAGGGAUCAUUGGACGCCGAAGUCGCCGUUGCGUUGCACUUGGGGUACUCAGUGGCCCUGCUGGCGGUUGCUGGGCCAAUAAUGAAGAUUCAUUUUGGCUUGAUCUCCAGGAAUGAGUUGGCGCAAGAGUGGAGGAGCAACCAACACUACAUUGCAAACAACACCAGUAAGGGCGACAAUGUUUAUGUCGAGGAGCUGUCGGAUGACGAGUUCAAUGAGAUUUUCGACCGUGGAGAGUUCAUUUAUGACAAGAACAGGAAUCCCUUUGACCACGGUUUUGCGCGGAAUUGCUUGAACUUCUGGUGCAAGCCCCGCUGGCCCGCUGAUUCAAAGGGAAACUUCUGA
This is a messenger RNA of Durusdinium trenchii, 378 nucleotides long. Lineage: Eukaryota; Dinophyceae; Suessiales; Symbiodiniaceae. The record is from the annotation of a GenBank genome assembly.